AAAUCAUCGUUCCAACGUCCCCUAACUAGCAAACAUCACGAACUUCACUCAAUCAAAAGUUUCCAGCCUCACGACUCUGUUAGCCACCGACCGCCACCAUGCCGUCCAUAUACAACAAGGACAAACCCUGGGAUACGCCGGAUAUCGACAAGUGGAAAAUUGAUCAAUUCAAGCCCGAAGACAACACUGGUGGCCAUUUCGUCGAGGAGUCAUCUUUCAGUCUUCUCUUUCCCAAGUACAGAGAGGUCUACCUUAGAGAAGCGUGGCCACUGAUCACCAAAUCUCUCGAGAAAUGCGGCAUUGCGUGUACUUUGGAUUUGGUGGAGGGUAUGAUGACGGUCAAAACUACCAGGAAAACCUAUGAUCCAGCCGCAAUUCUCAACGCUCGCGACCUCAUUAGACUCCUAGCUCGGUCUGUCCCUGCCCCGCAAGCCGUGCGCAUCCUCGAAGACGGGGUCGCCUGCGAUAUCAUCAAAAUUCGGAAUUUAGUACGAAAUAACGAGAAGUUCGUCAAGAGGCGACAGCGCAUUCUUGGUCCCAACGGCACAACUCUGAAAGCGCUUGAGCUUCUCACAUCAACGUAUAUACUUGUCCACGGUGGUACCGUCUCGGUCAUGGGCCCAUAUAAAGGACUUAAGGAGGUGCGGCGUGUAGUGGAAGACUGUAUGGAUAACAUACAUCCUAUCUACAAAGUCAAGGAACUCAUGGUAAAGCAAGAAUUAAUGAAGGACCCAACUCUGGCAAACGAAAGUUGGGACAGGUUCUUGCCCAACUACAGGGCACGCAAUCUCAGCAAGCGUCAUGUACCGCAUAAGGUCACCGACAAGACCAAGAAGAACUACACGCCUUUCCCGCCUGCCCAAGAGAAGAGCAAGGUGGAUCUGCAGAUCGAGGCUGGUGAAUAUCAUGUUGGAAAGGAAGCAAAGAAAAGAAUUGCUGCCGAGGAGCGCAUGGAGGCUCAAAAAGUCAAGAAAGAGGAGAAGAAGAGGGACCGCGAGAACCAGUUUAUUGCACCUGAAGAGGGCACAGAACGGAAAAAGAAGAAGAGAAAGACGAAAACAGCAGACGACGAGUGAUGUAUUGCUAUCAAGGAAGAGGUUUGCCACCGGCAUGCUCGUUCUUCGGCCCGGGAUACGAUUCCCGUUCUUCGAUUCAGAGUCCGAUGCUCGUCCUUCGACACAAAUUAUCUCCUUGGUGCGACUCAAGAUGCAGUCGUGGUCCAAACUGGAAGCGAUUGAUGUAGCUCAUGAAUUGGCAUGGAGCCCAUGCUCAGUUCUGUUCAGGCAACAUGCCGGACAUGAAUGGAUCAAUUUGAGUCGAGUAGAAUGAUAAUACAGCAUUAUACGUUCCUCAUUUGGCGCUUGAUGAUUUGAAUGAGUGAGCAGA
This is a messenger RNA of Truncatella angustata, 1386 nucleotides long. RefSeq names its product ribosomal RNA assembly protein KRR1. The transcript is spliced from 6 exons. Gene Ontology annotation, molecular function: RNA binding. The record is from RefSeq and is a predicted model, not a curated record. Gene Ontology annotation, cellular component: small-subunit processome; nucleolus. Bases 99 to 1076 code for a protein of 325 amino acids. Lineage: Eukaryota; Fungi; Ascomycota; Sordariomycetes; Amphisphaeriales; Sporocadaceae.